Molecule: messenger RNA, 1017 nt
Organism: Saxophila tyrrhenica
Lineage: Eukaryota; Fungi; Ascomycota; Dothideomycetes; Mycosphaerellales; Extremaceae
Exons: 3
Coding region: 1-1017 (338 amino acids)
Source: RefSeq, a predicted model, not a curated record
AUGCGGGACAGUCACCAGGCUCCUGAUCUGAGGAUUGAAUAUUAUCAAUGGGAAGGCCGACGAUACUGUAUGGUGAACGGAGGCAUCGCCUACCAGUUCCCCUGGGACGAGAUUGAGUGGGAACGGCUUGACAUGAUACAUUGUCUAAUACACGAUCAUGCGCUUGACAAAAGGUCUUACAUCUCGCCUCUGGAUGCUUCCUCGGGACGGGCAAAGAUUCUCGACGUUGGAUGUGGCACUGGAAUAUUCUGUUACGAUGUCGGGGAAGCAAAUCCCAACUUCGAUGUUAUAGGUAUCGACUUGGCCGACGGUCCAAAAGGCGUCGCGAUACCGAACGUCCAGAUCAUGACACCGGUGGACUUCAAUUUGCCGGAAUGGCCGCUUCGACCUCACGACUUCGAUCUGAUCCGCAACGCCCACCUGAACGGCAGCGUGACUAAUUGGGAGCAGCACUUGAGAAAGUGUUUUCACUAUCUCAAGAGCGGGGGAUUCUUCGAACACAUCGACAUUGACUUCACGCCUCGACUACGCCUGGAGUACACUCCUCCGCGCGACGAGCUGGUCGCGGCAGGCGGCUACCAGCGCUGGCAAGAGAAGUUGAUGGAAGAGAUCCGUCCAGUGCAAGAGUGGUGGCACCUGAUGCAGGAAGCUUCGCACCGCAUGGGAAGGCCUCUCACAUACCCCAGCAACAUGGAGGAGAUGCUGGAGAACGCGGGAUUCGACAGGACGCAUCACGAAACCUUCCGCAUUCACAUGGUGCCGCCACCUGUGGACGGCGACAUCCGCGAGGAGGACGGCAACCGCGCUGAGGUGAAGAUGGAGAAUCUUUUCAAGGGUGCCAUGUUCCAGUUCCACGCCAACCGUGCUAAUCGUCCUGUGGACCUUGAAGGGCUCACGAUGUAUCUCCUGACGCAAUACUGCAACCCGCCCCGAUCGGUCGAUGAGGUCCGGAAACGAUGCGCCGACGUCGCUCGCAUCUGCAAUAGUCGAAGGCGCCCGGUGUACUUCAACCUGUAA